Verticillium nonalfalfae is the source of this 1677-nucleotide messenger RNA. RefSeq lists its product as uncharacterized. The record is from RefSeq and is a predicted model, not a curated record. Lineage: Eukaryota; Fungi; Ascomycota; Sordariomycetes; Glomerellales; Plectosphaerellaceae. Bases 1 to 1677 code for a protein of 558 amino acids. The transcript has 4 exons.
AUGCAGAUCAAGAGUGUUCUCAUCGCCGUCGCCGGCCUUGCCGCUCUGUCCGAGGCCUCGGUCAUUCCUGGCCCCUCUCCCUUCAGCAGGACGCUCGCUCGUCGCCAGUUCCGAGGCGGUCAGGGAGGCGGUCAAGGAGGCAACAACGGCGGCAACAACGGUGGGAACAAUGGUGGUAACAACAACAACGGCGGCAACAACAACAACAACGGAGGAAACAACAACGGUGGAAACAACGGUGGAAAUAACAACAACGGCGGCGGUAACGCCGGCGCCACCCAGGUCUGUCUCGUUGACGGUGUCCUUCAGGAAGGUUCAAACCAGGCUGGCCAGCCUGCUGAUGGCGCCGUUGCUUCCGCCACGGACGACUCGAACUUCAUCAACUUCUGCCAGGGAGAGGACUUGACCAACGGUGAGCAGAAGACUGGCGGCUCUUGCAACGGUAUCCCUAUGGGCAAGAUCCCAGCCCAGAACAACAUGGUCUCCAGCAUUCUGGUCAACCCCGCCCACAAUGACAACAUUGAGGCCAACACCGACUUCGACAUCCAGGUCCAGGUCGACAACUUCGCUCCUGGAGCUUUCACCGAUGCGCAGAGUACCUAUUAUUCUGCCCCCCAGGACCUCGAUGGUCAGGGCCGCAUCAUUGGUCAUACUCAUGUCACCGUUCAGACCUUGGGCGGCAACCUCACCCCUGACCAGCCUCCUGACGCCUCUACCUUUGUCUUCUUCAAGGGAAUCAACGAUGCUGGCAACAACAACGGCCUUCUUUCUGCCACUGUCACUGGUGGUCUGCCUGCUGGCAACUACCGUGUCUGCACCAUGUUCGCAGCCGCAAACCAUCAGCCCGUGAUCAUGCCAGUCGCCCAGCGCGGUGCCCAGGAUGACUGCAACAAGUUUACUGUCGGCGGUAAUGGCGGUAACAACAACAAUAACGGUGGCAACAACAACAACAACGGUGGUAACGGCCAAGACCAAAAUGCAGGCAAUGGUCAGGGCCAGAACGGUGGUAACGGUCAGGGCCAGAACGGCGGUAACGGCCAGGGCCAGAACGGCGGUAACGGUCAGGGCCAGAACGCAGGCAAUGGUCAGGGCCAGAAUGGAGGCAAUGGUGCCGGACAGGGCGCCGGCGCCGGUCAGGGUCAGGGUGGAGGCAAUGGUGCCGGACAGGGUGCCGGCGCUGGUCAGGGUCAGGGUCAGGGUCAGGGCGGAGGCUUUGGUGGUGGCUUCGGCGGUGGCUUCGGCGGAGGCCGUGGCCAAGGUGGCCAGAACCAGGGUGGUAAUCAGGGUGGUGCUGAUCAGACUGCCGAUCCUGCUGCCGAUGCUACUGCUGCACCGUCCGCUGACGCGACUGCCGACCCUGCUGCCGGAGAGACUGAAGCCGCUGACGGUGCGAAUGCCGGCGCUGAUGGAGGACAGGGUGCUGGCGGUGCUGGUGGUGCUACUGCGGCCAAUGCCGUCGGCGGUAUUGCAGCGCCUGAGAUCUCCGACUCUGGCAACGCCGAUCGCCCGUUUGAGGUCAACGGCAACACCUUCACCAACCGUCAGACCGCUGCCCAGAGAGCUUGCGACAUUCAGCAGAACCAGUGUGCGGACGCCGUCAACGGAGGCGGCGGUGCUGGCUUCGCUCUGUCUGACUGCCAGGGACAGGUCGCCGCUUGCGUGGCUGAGCUUGCCUGA